Messenger RNA from Grammomys surdaster, 2289 nucleotides. It is a transcript of the gene Pex11a, whose product is annotated as peroxisomal biogenesis factor 11 alpha. Bases 107 to 847 code for a protein of 246 amino acids. Gene Ontology annotation, biological process: regulation of peroxisome size; peroxisome fission. The transcript has 3 exons. Gene Ontology annotation, cellular component: peroxisomal membrane. NCBI's taxonomy places the organism in Eukaryota, Metazoa, Chordata, Mammalia, Rodentia, Muridae. The record is from RefSeq and is a predicted model, not a curated record.
CCCACCCACCCGGAGACUAAUCUGAUCCCCGCAGUCCCCCGGGACCAGCGACGUCCCAGAGGACCCACGAGGGAGCGGGAGCAACGCGUGGCUGUGGGUGGGAGCCAUGGACGCCUUCAUCCGAGUCGCCAACCAAAGCCAGGGCCGGGACCGACUUUUCAGAGCCACUCAGCAUGCAUGCAUGUUGCUUAGAUAUUUGUUAGAGUCUAAGGCUGGCAGAGAGGCGCUGGCAAUGAAGCUCAAGAGUCUGGAGUCCAGUGUGAGCGCUGGCCGUAAAUGGUUCAGACUAGGCAACGUGCUCCAUGCCAUCCAGGCAACUGAGCAGAGCAUCCAAGCCACUGAUCUUGUGCCCCGCUUAUGCCUGACAUUAGCCAACCUGAACCGCGUGGUUUAUUACAUCUGUGACACUGUCCUCUGGGCGAAGAGUGUGGGUCUUACCUCUGGAAUCAACAGAGAGAAAUGGCAAAUGUGGGCAGCCCGCCACUACUACUAUUUCCUCUUGCUGAGCCUGGUCCGGGAUCUGUAUGAAAUCUUGCUGCAGAUGGGACAAGUUGCACGUGACAGAGCAGAGAGAGAGAAAUCUUCCCGGGACCCUCCUAAGUACAGCGUGGCUAAUGAAGAAAGUGAAUGGCUCCAGUCCUUCCUCUUCCUCCUAUUUCAGUCUCUAAAGCGACAUCCUCCCUUGCUCCUGGACACCGUGAAGAACUUCUGUGACAUCCUGAUCCCUUUGAACCAGCUUGGGAUCUACAAGUCCAAUCUCGGCGUGGUCGGAUUUGGAGGCCUCGUGUCUUCUUUGGCUGGGCUCAUCACUGUAGUGUACCCUCAGCUGAAACUGAAGGCCCGCUAGGGAGUUUGGAAGCUUUAAGGCUAGCAGUUCAGUGGAACAAACAUUAGUUUUUGUCACGAUGUCUACUUAAUUUUUUUUAAUCAUGUGAGCAUCUUACCAACCUGUGAUGUGAGCAGAGGUAGGACCAACAAUGGUGCAUGAAGACUGAUAUGUUUUUUGUAAAUGCUGCAGUAACUUCUGAACAUUUUCCCUUCAGCUAACAUUACUGAGCAUCUUUUACAUAAAUAGUAAGAGCUUAUGCUGAACAAAUAAAGAUGGAAAGGAAAGAAAUCAUAAAAGACCCAAAGAAACAAGAAUUACAGAUCGGGUUGCAUGGGUCCUUGAUUUCACACAAGCACAUCAGGGCUGGAGCUCAGCACUCCUAGCUCUGGUUAAGGUUUCCCUUUUCUCCCGUCUGUUGUUAUCCCCCGUCCCCACAGAUGUCAGUAGUGGGAUGGAGGGGAGCUGGGCUCAGAGCCUCUUAACCUGUUGGCCCCGGUCACUGCCGAAGUCACUGCCGCAGUUGUGUCCUGACCAUGUCCAGAAGUAGACCCAGAAAAACAUCACCACCUUUGCAGUGGAAGCUGUGUGCACAGGUAGUGCUAUGAGUAAACAAGAAAGCACCGGAGGGGACCAGAGGUGAAAGUAGGUGGGAGGUCACUGCUGUCUAUUACAUAAUCCAUCACAGAUAAGGAAGUUGACAGUACAAAACAAAGCCGAUGGCACAGCUUCAUUCUGAGGCUUACCAAGAUGAUUCCUGUGACCUCCUGACCUCCAGCAGCGUUUCCAGGCUCAGAGCCCUUUACCCCUUAACAUGCCCCCCACCCCCACCAGGCCUGGAAGUUCAACUGAUGGUCUGUGUUCUAGUCUCUGAAGCACAAAGCAAUGGAGGCUCACCCAGGUUGGUUUUAUUUAAAGCUAUAUAACAGUUUGGGCAAUUCCACAGUAAUCUUUAUCAAAAUAAGAGAAUUAAAAUUUUUCUGUCUACGAAUGUAGGAAUGUCAGUUUUCUGCGACAAACCCGAUUUUCUCAGGACAACUGGGAGGGACAGGAGAAAGAGCAGUAGGGCCAGUGGAGAGGACGUGGGGCCGAGUCAGUGCAUUUGCCCAUGCUCGCUCUUCAUGGUUCAGUCUUCCUGUCUUGAGCUUGGUUAGUUUAGUGUGUGGAGUGGGAGACACUGGCCAGCAGGUGGGCGUGUGUCAGCACCUACAAAGCCACGUGUAUUUAGGUGUUAAUGAGAACUAUGCACUAAGUAGCUGCUUCCCGUGAAUGUGAACAAGAGUCUUGAAAAGUGGACUCAGGCCCUUGGCACUCUAUUUUUAAAAUGAUAAUGUGCUUUGAAAAAACUUUUUUUGGAGAGGAGGGGUCAUUGAGAUAAAGUGGCUAAAACAAGACAAAUACCAGCAAAUUCCUAUUUGUACCGUAACAUUAAUUAUGUCUAAUAAAUUUCUAGAUAAAAUUGA